AUGGGACGCCCAAACCCUCCUCGAGACUACUGCAAGAAGCUCCUCCCUGUAGCAAUUGACGAGAUAGCGAGCAAGGAGCCGCAACGGCCAUGGGUGUCGCUCCCUGUGGACGACUGGGACCUGGCCCAGGGCUUUGAAGAUGUGACCUUUGAGGCUUUAGCCAACGCAAUCAACAAGGUAGCACAUGUCAUCGAGGCGGCGUUCGGGCGAUCCUCCACGUUCGAAACCUUUGCCUAUCUAGGCGUGCCUGAUAUCCGAUAUCAUCUCGUGCAGAUGGCGUCCAUCAAGACCGGCUUCAAGGUUCUCCUGUCGUCUCCGCUCAACAGCACCAACGUCCACGCUUCGUCAAUGCAAAAGACCCAAUGUGUCGCACUGCUGUCAGCCAACGGUGCUCUAGUCGACGAUAUCCUGAGGGCUCAUCCGGUUAAACAUGCUUUGAUACCAGAAUUGGACGACCUACUCAGCUUACAGGACCGUGCCACACCGUAUCCCUUCCACAAGACAUGGGAAGAGGGCAAACUUGACCCUUACAUGGUCCUCCACUCUAGUGGGACAACAGGUGACCCUAAGCCGGUAGAAUAUCGGCACGUAUUCUACGGGAAUGCGUGGACUUAUCUGUUCCUGCCGGAUGUCUAUGGACGCGAGCACUUUGUUGACCUGAUGUAUCCUGGCAAUGGUACGAGGUUUCUGCUUACAUCAGCGCCAUUUCAUGCAAUGUCAGCUACCUGCGCUCUUCCGAUGAGCGUCUUUGGGGAGGGCACGUUAUGCCCGGGCUUUAGGCACCGGGCCAUAACCACCGGCGAUAUCCGCGAGUAUCUGGAGUUUGCCAAGGUGACCAAGGCUGCGCUUACGCCUUGGAUGAUGGAGGAUGUCGCUCGCAAACCCAACCCAGAGCGAUACAUUAAGCCAUUCGAGUCUGUGCUAUUUGGGGGUGCCGUUCUUUCACCACUUGCGAGUAGUAUUUGGGCUGAACAUACUCACAUUCAAAAUGGCUGGGGCUGCACUGAGGCUAUGGCUGCAGGCAUUGUCAGAGGGGAUAACGAGGACUGGCAAUAUGUGUACUUUGACACGGUGCAUACCGGUGUGGAAUUUCGGAAAUCAGACGCCGAGUUCUUCGACGAGCACGGGUCACAGGUGCCGCUAUACGAGAUAGUGCUCACCAUGACCGAGGACACAGCGCCUUACGCGAGCUGGCACGUACGACAGGGCAUCACACCCGAGAACACAAAGCCACCGUAUCCGGAAUAUCGGCCUGGCGACCUCUUCACCCCCCACCCCGACCCAGAAAAGGCCGCAUUCGUCUUCAAAUUCGUCGGCCGCACUGAUGAUACCUUUACGCUCUCGACCGCCUCCAACAUCCACCCUGGGCCAAUUGAGAGGGCGAUCGGCGCACACCCCGAGGUCGGCGGCGUCAUGAUAGUGGGUAACCAGCGCCGACAACCGCUCGCGCUGAUCGAAGUUGCCGAGGGCGCCGAGCCUAGCACUGGCCUCAAAGAAGAGAUAUGGGAAUCCGUGAUAGAUGCUGCCAACGCCAACAUGCCUGCACAUGCAACUAUCACGCGGACACAUGUGGCGUUGGUGCCACAUGGCUCACUCGUUCGAACGCCAAUCGGGAAAGUAAUUCGGAGAAAGACAGAGGCCAAGUUUGCGGACGUAAUCAACAGGGUAUACGAUGAUUUUGGGGACCAGUGGCAGGGCAGACAGGGAAGGUUCAGCUCCAUUACGGCGACGACUCAGAUCACACCAGCAGCCUUCUUGACCGGCGUAUUGGCAACGGCUGCCUCCAUAGCAGAGGCCCAGCAUGGCCGCAGGAGGGGGUAUACGCCUGCGAGAUGCACACCGGAGAACGCCGUACAACGCAAGGAAUAUGGCAGCAUGGCUGACCACGAGAAGUUGUCCUACAUCCACGGAGUCCGAUGCCUGAUGCGGCUGCCCUCUCAAUAUCCAGCCGGGGUCGUACCAGGCGCAACCAGCCGCUGGCUUGACUUCACGGCAACCCACAUCGACCAGACUCUCCAAAUCCAUUUUGACGGACUUCUCCUUCCCUGGCACCGCCACUUCAUCUAUCUCGUUGAGCAGGCUCUCCAUCAGGACUGUGGAUACCCAAAGUCACUCGGCAUCCCUUACUGGGACUAUCCACUUUAUCCAAAUCUGGCAGACAGCCCAAUAUUUGAUGGUUCCCACACUUCACUAGGGACCAACGGCCGUUCCACCGACCUCUGCAUAGAGAAGGGCCCCUUCUCCAACUCGACCGUCAACUUCGGGCCCUUCACCUCCAUAGUCACCUUCGACAUCACCCAGCCGGCCAACUGGCAAGAGUCGAAGCCCCAGUGCAUCAAGCGCCAGUUCCUGAACGAGCCCCUCCGCGAAAACAACAACCAGACCAGCAUCGACGGCCUGCUGGCCUCCCCAGACAUCCUCACCGUGCUGCGGUGGCUCAACGGCGCGGACCUCAUGGACGGCUUCACGGACAAGGGCAUCCACGGCGGGGGCCACUUCGCGGUCGGGGGCAUCGGCGGCACCAUGUCCGACUUCUUCUGCAGCCCGCAGGACCCGGCGUUCUUCCUGCACCACGCGCAGCUCGACCGCCUCUGGGCGAACUGGCAGGACGAGAACCCGGACCUGAGGUACACGUACAACGGGACCAGCACCGUCUUCAACCCGCCUGGCGUGACACCAGAGGUGGACAAUUCGACCAUGAUGACGUUUGGCGUUGUUGGAGACCCCAUCACGGUUGGGGAGACGGCGGACCCGAUGGGGAUGACACCUUACUGUUAUGUUUAUUUGUAA
Molecule: messenger RNA, 2790 nt
Organism: Diaporthe citri
Lineage: Eukaryota; Fungi; Ascomycota; Sordariomycetes; Diaporthales; Diaporthaceae
Exons: 6
Coding region: 1-2790 (929 amino acids)
Molecular function (GO): oxidoreductase activity
Source: RefSeq, a predicted model, not a curated record